Molecule: messenger RNA, 1203 nt
Organism: Zeugodacus cucurbitae (melon fly)
Lineage: Eukaryota; Metazoa; Arthropoda; Insecta; Diptera; Tephritidae
Gene: Spt7
Exons: 3
Coding region: 132-1121 (329 amino acids)
Cellular component (GO): SAGA complex
Molecular function (GO): transcription coactivator activity
Source: RefSeq, a predicted model, not a curated record
AAAACUAUUGUGAAUAAGAACCGUGGAGAGGUUAAACGUCAAAUGUUUUUUGUUAUGGUGGUGUAUCGUUUAAUAGAUUUCACAAAUCAAAGAAGCCGAAACUUAGGAAUAAAUAAAAAAGUUGUUGAAUUAUGCCGCGACAACUUUGGGGUAAAUUAAAAGAAACAUCUGCGAAAGAAAAUGAAACCGAAAAAAUGGUGCCUGUGGCAGCAAAACGUACAAAACUCGAAGAAAUGCACGAGAGAUUACCGUCCAGCACCAACAAGAGUGUGGAAUUGCAGGUGAAAAAUCCAUUGGUUACUCAAACGAUAGAAGUUAUGAAGCAAACUGAAAUGUUGCAAUCGCUCAUUGACACCUAUUCCAACAAAUCGGGCACUUCGAAUUAUCUGCUAAAUCCUUGCCAAAUGAUACCUGAAGUUGACUUCCCACCGGAAAAUGCAGCAGAUUUUAUCAAUGAUGAUAAAUUUGCUAAACCAAUAUGGUUUAUACCGCCAACAGAAAGCAGCUUUGCUCGCGGUGUACCACAAGCGUAUCCUCAAAUAAAUCCAAAAAUAUGUCGUGCUGCUCUACGUAAGGCCGUCUGUGGACAACUACGUGUAUGCGGUUUCACAGAUAUUUCUGAAUCGGCCCUUGUCUUAUUCGCUGAUGCAGCACAAGAAUUUAUGCGCAACUUUAUGCAACGGAUACGCGAAGUACAUGCUAAUAAUCCACAGAUUGAAACGGAUAACGAGGUUGAAGUGAAAAGUCUAGAAAAAGCUUACUAUUCUUUGACAAAUGCGUCGUUAACCAAUGUGCAUAACUAUUUUAAACAUCAAUUGGUCGCACGAAAUCGCAGCGAAAUUGCCGAAUUCAAUGGUGUACUACAAGAAUAUGAUAAACUAAUGAAGGAGAGUCAAAGUAUGCAAAAAGAAGAAUUUCAAGAAGGUGAUUUUCUUAAUAUACUUGAAAUGCCCGCAUCUAAUGAACAUAAUGUUGGCGUGCUGAGUAGCGGUAUGCAAGACAUCUCUAAUACUGGAGGUGUUAGUGCACAGAGCGGUGUUGGAGUGCUAAGCAUGUUAGAAGGUCAAUCACACAUGUCUGUACAGCACACAGGAUAUACGGGCAGCACAAUGGAAAUGUAAAAAAUAUUAACUACAUGAUUAUAAUUUUAGUAAUUAGUCUUUUAAGUUUAUUUUUUAAUUAAAGAGGCGAAAAAAAAUUAUA